AUUAGUGAUUUCAAAAACAACAUAUACGUUGGGGCACAGUGCCUCAUUGAAAAACCAUUGUUCUAUCAUAAAAGAAUAAUGCUCCUAGGAAAGAGAAAAGGGGGUUACAGUCAUGUUCCCCAUAAUUAGCAUACAACCCCAUGGUACAGAGAAAUCUGUCAGGUACAUUAUAUGACUCUUUUUACCCCCAAAAUGAAUGUGGGUAAUAAAAAGAGGUUAUGUGAGCGAAUUCUCCAUUGUAGUAAUUGUGGGUUUCAAUUCAAAUUCUUGUCAUUUUCAGUAUGUUUUAUUAUUUUUAUCUUCAUUGAAUAUAGUUUAAAAGGAGAACAUUAAGCCCUUUGAUAUGUUUUGCUUAUAUAAUGUUUUCUUGUGUUGCAGUGACGUGUCUGAACUGUACCGAGGCAUCUGACACCUAUGAUCAGUUUAUGGACAUACAGCUGGAUAUUAGGGUACAUCAAUUUUCCAGAUACAAUAAUAUUUAUUUGUUAUAUAUUUUAGCUUGCAUAAGAAGCUAAUGUUCUCUUUUUUUUAAUAUUAGAUGUCAAACAGCAUUAACCAAGCCCUGUGUCAAUAUGUACAGCCAGAGCAAUUAGGAGAAUGCAGCUACCGUUGCAGCAAGUGUCAUCAAAUGGUUACGGCAUUAAAAACAGUUACUGUUCACCAACCAUCCAAUGUGCUAACCCUGUGCCUAAACAGGUUCGACAUUUUCAGUAAUGGGAAGAUUAAAAAGGUAAGUACUAGGAUGUGAUGUAAAGUUCUGCCAGUAUAGGUCCUCUACAUGCACAUAGAUACCUAGUUAUUCACAUGUAAAUGAUCUAUAAUGAAUAUGAAUUUAUUUGUUAUAAUUACCUAUUUGGGCUACAAAAAGUGUAAGAGUUUGUGAGUUAAAUUCAAAUAAAUUAUUGUUAUUUGUUGGAAUUCUUAGAAGGUCUGGAUUUAGUUCAUAUGGGCAUGAGAUAGAUUUUAUAUACUGGCAAAUAUAGAAUGAUUUCAUCAACAGUUAAGCAACAUAUGAAUAAUUCUCUCUUAUUCCCAAUUCAUUAUGCACAGAGUGUAGCGUAUCCGGAAUGUCUUGAUCUCCGGUGUUACACCUCAGAGCCAAAUGGAACACCAAUUCUUUACAAUUUGUAUGCCGUUCUUGUCCACGCUGGAACAACCUGCAAUAGUGGACAUUAUUUCUGCUAUGUGAAGGGCCCCAAUGGAAACUGGUACAAAAUGAACGACAAUUCUGUGACAUCUGUAGACAUCAAGAUAGUGUUGAAGCAGGAGGCCUACCUGCUGUUCUAUAUCAGAACCCCGGAUGAGCAGACAUGCACAGUAUCAUCUUCUUUAAAAACAUCUACAGCUGAUUCUGAACAGCCAAUCACUACCAAGCAACGUGGCUUUUUAUCUACAGCUGAUUCUGAACAGCCAAGCACUGGCAAGCAAAGUAGCAUUUCAUCUACAGCUGAUUCUGAACAGCCAAUCACUAGCAGGAAACCCAAGCACGGGCAAGCAACGUAG
Molecule: messenger RNA, 1503 nt
Organism: Xenopus laevis (African clawed frog)
Lineage: Eukaryota; Metazoa; Chordata; Amphibia; Anura; Pipidae
Product: ubiquitin carboxyl-terminal hydrolase 36-like
Exons: 5
Coding region: 985-1503 (172 amino acids)
Source: RefSeq, a predicted model, not a curated record